GUACGUGUAUGUCCAAAUCUAAAACUAGAGUUUCUUUCCUAAACUGUGAACAGAAUCCGAUCCGAAUCAGAAUUUGCCAUUAUAAGAAAAUGGGGAACAUAUUAUUUUCAAUCAUUUGGCUGAUUAUCCUAAUAUUUAUAGGAUUCUGGAUUGCUGGUAUUGCAGCAGGAAUUUAUAUUUUAGUACUUCCUUUCACGGUCUGCAUAGACGCAUUAUCGGGUCUCACCGAUUUCUUGCUGUCUGUGGUUCAGUUUCCAAAAUACUGUGCACAAGGAAUAAUGGAAGGAAAAGGCUUCAACUAAAGCUAGUCAAUUUACUUAUAAUAAAACAUUAAUUAAGAAGAUAUUACACGACCUUGUGCGGUUCAGCUGAUAUGAUGAUACAUAAGAGAUUUUAACGUUUAACUUUUAGUAUUUUAUAUUUAACAUAAAAUAUUCUUUA
Pieris rapae (cabbage white) is the source of this 441-nucleotide messenger RNA. RefSeq lists its product as uncharacterized. The record is from RefSeq and is a predicted model, not a curated record. NCBI's taxonomy places the organism in Eukaryota, Metazoa, Arthropoda, Insecta, Lepidoptera, Pieridae. The coding region runs from base 9 to 302 and encodes 97 amino acids. The transcript has 3 exons.